Varanus komodoensis (Komodo dragon) is the source of this 3626-nucleotide messenger RNA. RefSeq names its product FUN14 domain containing 2 (gene FUNDC2). The transcript has 5 exons. NCBI's taxonomy places the organism in Eukaryota, Metazoa, Chordata, Lepidosauria, Squamata, Varanidae. Bases 1 to 546 code for a protein of 181 amino acids. The record is from RefSeq and is a predicted model, not a curated record. Gene Ontology annotation, biological process: autophagy of mitochondrion. Gene Ontology annotation, cellular component: mitochondrial outer membrane.
AUGGAGGAGCAGGAGGAGGAGCCAGAAAAAUCCCCGUCGCGGGCGAGCGGCGCUCACUCGUGCUCCUCCCUCAUCCGCCUCGAGCAGGAGGCCAAGCGCAGGAAGCGGGCGCAGCUGCAGCAGCGCAAGGCCGCCGCCGCCGCCACCAUCAUGCCAGUACGGGAAAGCAGUGAUGAUGUGCUGGACUUGGCUGAAUACGCAAAGAAUCGGUCGUGGUGGCGCAAGCUGUUUGGACCCAAAUCAGGAUCCAGCGCGGAGAAGUACAGCGUGGCGACCCAGAUUGCAAUUGGAGGUGCUACCGGAUGGUGCACUGGCUUCAUCUUCCAGAAGAUUGCCAAUCACACAGGAUACAUCAAAAUUGACUGGCAGAUGGUUGAGCGGGAUGUGAGCAAAGCCAAGGAGCAGCUGAAGUUUCGCAGUAGCCCCACCAAAAAGCUGACACCAGAGAUGAAGAACAAAAUGGAUGAGGUGAUCUCCUUUCUGAAGAAGAAUGUUAUCCUGACUGGGAGUUUUGUUGGAGGGUUUCUGCUCGGCAUGGCUUCCUAGGAGUCACCACGACCUGGGUGUAAUGCCCUUCCCUCUGUUAUCAUUGGCUGACAUGCUGGAAUGUUCUCUCCCCAUUCUGUCUUCCUCUUUGUACCCACAUCAUGGCUUCCAGAAACACCGCUGCUAGUUCAUUCUGCUCUUCCCUUCGUCAUUGAUAGGAUGGUAGAGGGUAGGGUUAGCGUGAAGACCGGCUGCUGUCCCGCUGGUUUGGCCCCGCCUGAGAUGUGGGUUUUUUGUAGGAUUCCCCCCAUUUCUUUUCCAGGGGAAUGCCUUGACAGUAGCACUCCUCUCUCUGCUUGUAUGCAGCUUCUCGUUGUGUUUGAACUUUCCUUGAGUGACUGGAGUAUCGAUCCUGCUUCCAAGUGAGCAGAGCGUAGAAGCUCAGCUGGGUAGGGCCUAGGUGUGUCAGGGCAUGUCCCAGAUUAACUGGUGUCUAGAUCUGGAAGUGGCUCGCUCUUCCUAGAGCAAGUUCCAUGUAUUUCUUCCUAGCAAAGCCAAGGCUAGAGCAAAAACAGCCUCUUGGCAUUGCCUGAGCUGUUAUUUAUACCUCUUGCUGGAACCACAGAGCUGGAAUGAUCUGUGGAAACUCUGACUGCUGCAUGGGAUUCUUUGUCGUCACCCUCUGCUGAGGGAGGCCCGAAAGGCUGGCAAUCCCUCCUCUUCAAGGAUAUGAAUUACUAGCAUGCAGCAGCAAGGGGUUCAAGCAAAACUUGGCUCUUGGAGGCAAAAGAGCCAGUAAAUGACUGGUCGGUGCUGAUGAGAGGAAUGCCAGUCACUACUGUUACUGAAUAACGGGAGCAGAAGUUGCGAGCUGUGUUCCUGGAGCUUUCUUCUCUGUCGCGUGGGGCUACAGCUCUGAGCCGAGCGUUGUCUGCUCCUCCACGCCAUGAGCUCUGGGUGCACCAAACUGAAGGUGGAGAGUCAUCGCUGGGUUACCCUGAGCGGGCAGACCUCUGUUUGCCAGGGUCGCACAUGGUGCGGAAGGCUGCAGUGUUUACCGUGCCCUGGCACUUGCAGGAAGCAUGUUGUAUGUAUGUGCGUUUCCUUCUGCAAUCCCUGCUUUUUCCUCUGAGGUGUAACUGUGCUAAUUAGUCGCAGCACACAUCUUUCAAGUAAGGGAGUUCUUGCCACGCGUUAUAAACAGCUGUAGCACAGUGUGGUGCAGGAUCUCGUGGGCCGGCGCCCACAGGUAAGAGGGCUCCUUGAAGGCUUAUGCUAGCAUCAAUCCGUUCACUCACAGCAGCCGGCCGCCUUCCAGGUGUGUUUGGCUACAACUUCCAGCGUCCCCAGCCAUGACCAUUGGAUUUGCUGGCGGGGACAAUGGGAAUCGUGACUAGACCCCUCCGGAUAGCAUGAGAUUGAGAGAUGCUGACCUGGGCAUGUGGUGCAGCAGCACCAGUAAAGCUUAGCAGGCCUGCAUCUGGUCCGGCAUGGAGCUGAGAUCACCCUCGAGUUCUUCACCCUGUGAAUCCCGUCCUGGAAGAAAAGCAUGGCACACACAAUCAGUGUAGCCCUUACCCAAAGCGGAGGGGGGCUUCUGCAUUCGUGGGAUGACUAAACGGCCGGCCCAGCCACCCACUCAAUAUGGACUGAAUAUCGUUUUCCCCUCUUUCACACACAAACAGGAUCCAGGAGCUCAGCUUUGCUCACUGCCUCCACUGAGGGAAGCCAGGGGACUUGCCUGGUUCCUGUGGUGCAUGUCCCUAGCUUAAGGAAAGAAGAGUGGCUGCCCGUGGCCCCACUCUCUGUGGGGUUCAGCACCUGUUGCAAAAGAAUACGCUGAACAGUAUUUAGCCCUCGAUCAUGCCAUAGCCAGCCUCCUUGAGGACCAGAAGUUAAAACGCAAGCCCGUGGCACGCUGCUGAAGAUGGCAUGCCAGGCCAUUCCUGAACUGUGUCUUCCCUGUUGGUCUUGAACAGCGCUGACCAUUUCUAUCAUUGACCACCAUCAAGACCUGAGAGUUUAGGUGUGGACCUGGCAUAGCCCGUCCGCCCACCGGCCCAUCUUAAUUUCUCAACUGUCAGUAGCUUUCCACGGCCUCGAACAGCCGUUCUGCCCGAGAGCCUUUCAAGUGGCCAUGCCGCGGCCUGAAUGUUCGUCUUCUGUAGCACGUGCUCAGUCACUUAGAUGUGGUGCUUUUCCCCAGCAACAUCAGUGCGGGCUUCUCGUACUCUGGGGGAAUGGGAUUGCUGACCCAUUUCCCCAUGACGUGUCUGCAGUGAGGAAGGCCUUUCCAUGGGUGUGGCAUGAGCAGUGUUUGUAGUAUCUGCCAGAUCAUAUGAGAGGGGGAAUGCGUUGGAAUUACUCGAGUGUCUCUUGCGGAGGAAUUCCUGUACCCCAGAAAUAGGUCUCAGAAGCUAAGAUGCCUUGUUGCAGAACCUUCCCUCUGCUAAAUUCCCCUCCGUGGAAAAUGUCCCAUUCCUUUGCCCCAAGACCACAUGAACUGAUGGUCUUCUGUGUGAGAGCACAGAUGCAGCAUGGGUACCUUGUUUUCAUUCUUUUCUCUCCCUCAGUGUCUGAAGUAGCCACAUUCAACUAAGGGAACCUUCCCCAAUCUGCCGGUGCCCUCCAGAUGGGUGAAUUACAACCACCACCACCCGCUUGCCACCAGCAUGCUGAAUGGCUGACGUGAUCAUUUUGGCCCACACCUAGAGGGUACCAGGGUGCAAGAGGCUGGUCUGAGGAUUACGUGAGCUACUGUCAGGGGCUUGCACAAUUCUUCCCAGCUACUGACAGCCUCAGUUUUAUCACUUUCAGACAGACAGACAUAAAACAGCCGCUAUGAAAUGGCCACCAGAGGGUGCUAAACGCCAAAGGUUUGGAAAGCAGAAGGUGUGUAUGACUCUUUUUGCCAAAAGCAGGGAAUGCUUAAGUCUGAGACUCCUUAAAAGGAUAACUGUUCGUCCCUGAGAAAUUAAGGCCAACUUUGAUUGCAAAGGGUGGAAUGAGAAUUGUUAAGAUGAAUUCAAACCCCAGCAGCCACCCAUACCUCAGCUCGGAGAAAAAUUAGAGUUUUACAAUGUUUUUAUAUUUAAAUAGUUGUGUGAACUGAGAUUGAAAUAAAACUUUUUUUUUGCUGA